Molecule: messenger RNA, 2105 nt
Organism: Haliotis rufescens (red abalone)
Lineage: Eukaryota; Metazoa; Mollusca; Gastropoda; Lepetellida; Haliotidae
Product: monocarboxylate transporter 3-like
Exons: 6
Coding region: 163-1815 (550 amino acids)
Biological process (GO): monocarboxylic acid transport; transmembrane transport
Molecular function (GO): monocarboxylic acid transmembrane transporter activity
Source: RefSeq, a predicted model, not a curated record
CUACGACAUAGUUAAAACGCGGUUUGAGGUCAAAUGAGCGACAGAUGCUGUAGAAACUAACAAUAUUGCAGUUCCUUAAGAACCCACAGAACACAUUGGAGAAAACAUUGGAGGAACCCAUCUUGUUCUCUUCAAUCUUCAUCCAAACUUUCGAACGUCAUCAUGACCUCUGUCUACAUCAUCUCACUCUCAUCAUCACGCGACUGCUCCUACACUGAGCAAACCUCUCACACCUCAGAAGCCUCCCAGAGCGGUCAACCUCCUGCUGUAAAACAUCAGCUCACAGCCAGUUCACAAGAAGAGUUUGAUGUUUCUCUGGGUAACGGUUCAUUUCUUGACAAAGAUACCCACAGUGACAGAGUGGCCCAGGUCGACAUAUAUGAGGCAAAUCGGAACAAGUCACCAUUUCAAGGUCAUGACAAAACUUGUAGCCAUAGACUCGAGGAUGUUGACGUUUCCUUCUGUGACAACACGUUUGCCGAUAUUGAGGAGACAAUCAGCAGCAUGUCCCCCAGGAACCACCCCAUUGCUCGUUUCCCCUCCAUAUCAAUUCAGGACGUGGGGCUAGUAUUUGUCGGAUUUGUGCUCCACCUUUUUCCCCAGGGGCUUGGGAACAGCUACGGCGUGGUUUACACUCACCUGAAGGAAAUGGACGGGUACUCAGACUAUCAGAUGUCCUGGAUUGGCUCGCUUAUGGCAGGGAUGUUGGGCGUCGGAGCUAUUCUAGGUUCAUACCUUAUAGAGGGUGUGGGAUGGCGUCUGACAAGCGUCGUUGGAGGCCUUUUUUUAACGCUAGGGAUGGUCCUGAGUGCAAUGGUUACGAACUUGUAUCUCCUCUACCUGUGUCUCGGUGUGAUGCCAGGUAUUGGUGCAGCUCUGUGCCAGCUCGCAGCUAUUGUCUGCAUCAGUCAUCACUUUGGAAAAGGGUUGCCACUCGCGCUGUGUUUCAUGGCGACUGGUGGUGCGGUGGGAAUGCUUGCUUUUCCAAUUCUUUGGAGCCUCGUUCUUGAAAACUUUGGGUGGCGUCGCGCUCUGCUGAUUAUAGGCGCCAUUGCUCUCAACAGCGUCUGGUGCUCCCUCCUCCUGCAGCCGGAUCCCUCCCUCCCUAAAAAGAAAGCGAUAUCGGCAAGCCAAAGGAGUCGUUGCCUCCCUGACCGUGUCAUCUUGAAGCAGCGUCCACUCUUCGUCUUGUUUCUCCUGUCAGCCGUGUUCAGUGGCGUUAGUCUCUUCAUUUAUGGAUCUUACAUUCCGGAACACGCCAUAACAGCUGUACCAGAUGUCACGUCCACUGAGAUCGCAAUAUUGGUGUCAGCCAUUGGUGGGGGCAGUUUCUUUGGGCGAAUCCUUUUUGGCAGCCUUUCCAUGACAUCGCCUAGAGCUCCACUGAUUCUCUUUACUACGGCUUUGGGCUUGUGUGGAGUUUCUGACAUACUUGUGCCCAUCUGCAGAUCCUACAUUAGCCUGAUGUUAAACAGCACACUGCAUGGUCUUUUCCUAGGUGGAUGGACAACUAUUAUCUCCCUUGUGACCGUGAGCUUAUAUGGCGCAGAGAAGCUGUCUUUAACUCUCGGGCUGAUCUUCCUAUGUCAAGGCCUCGGGUGUGUGGCAGGACCCCCGCUUGCGAACAUGCUUGUGCAGAUGACGAUGAGCACGGAGGUGUUAUUCUACUUUGCUGGCUGUGGAUUCCUUCUUAGUGUACUUUUUAUGUUGCCUUUGUUCACCGUCAAGGCUUACACCAGUAAUCACAUGACCAAAGAUAUCAAAGAAGGGGAGACAACUGGAGAAACAAACCUUGCUUUUGUGGAAGGUGGUUAACCUUGGGUCAAACUCUGGCCUGAGUGAAUGGAUCUCAUUACCAAUGUACAGACAAAUACUAAUAUAUAGUGAUAUACAUCUUUGAAUACUUUACAUGUUAAUAAAGGUUAUCCCCUCUAUGUUACAUUUGUUAUUUCAGCUGUCAUAUUCUGUCAAUGUCACAUUAUAUACAUCAACAACGUACUACUAACAAGCACUACAGUGAUAUAUGUAUUUUAUGGAUGUUAAUGUAUCUGUUUAUGUGGACGAUCACUUACAAUGUUUGCUGUAAAAUAAACUGAAUGACACCA